AUGCUGCAGAAUGGUGGCGAGGACUGUGAACGGUGGCACUUGCUGGUAAGAUACCGGUACAACUGCCAGGGCAGGUACAACUGCCAGGACAGGUACAACUGCCAGGACAGGUACAACUGCCAGGACAGGUACAACUGCCAGGACAGGUACAACUGCCAGGACAGGUACAACUGCCAGGACAGGUACAACUGCCAGGACAGGUACAACUGCCAGGACAGGUACAACUGCCAGGACAGGUACAACUGCCAGGACAGGUACAACUGCCAGGACAGGUACAACUGCCAGGACAGGUACAACUGCCAGGACAGGUACAACUGCCAGGACAGGUACAACUGCCAGGACAGGUACAACUGCCAGGACAGGUACAACUGCCAGGACAGGUACAACUGCCAGGACAGGUACAACUGCCAGGACAGGUACAACUGCCAGGACAGGUACAACUGCCAGGACAGGUACAACUGCCAGGACAGGUACAACUGCCAGGACAGGUACAACUGCCAGGACAGGUACAGCUGCCAGGACAGGUACAACUGCCAGGACGGGUACAACUGCCAGGACGGGUACAACUGCCAGGACGGGUACAACUGCCAGGACGGGUACAACUGCCAGGACGGGUACAACUGCCAGGACGGGUACAACUGCCAGGACGGGUACAACUGCCAGGACGGGUACAACUGCCAGGACGGGUACAACUGCCAGGACGGGUACAACUGCCAGGACGGGUACAACUGCCAGGACGGGUACAACUGCCAGGACGGGUACAACUGCCAGGACGGGUACAACUGCCAGGACGGGUACAACUGCCAGGACGGGUACAACUGCCAGGACGGGUACAACUGCCAGGACGGGUACAACUGCCAGGACGGGUACAACUGCCAGGACGGGUACAACUGCCAGGACGGGUACAACUGCCAGGACGGGUACAACUGCCAGGACGGGUACAACUGCCAGGACGGGUACAACUGCCAGGACGGGUACAACUGCCAGGACGGGUACAACUGCCAGGACGGGUACAACUGCCAGGACGGGUACAACUGCCAGGACAGGUACAAUAGGUAG
Molecule: messenger RNA, 1059 nt
Organism: Schistocerca gregaria
Lineage: Eukaryota; Metazoa; Arthropoda; Insecta; Orthoptera; Acrididae
Product: delta-like protein D
Exons: 3
Coding region: 1-1059 (352 amino acids)
Source: RefSeq, a predicted model, not a curated record